This is a messenger RNA of Notolabrus celidotus (New Zealand spotty), 3658 nucleotides long. It is a transcript of the gene ccdc107, whose product is annotated as coiled-coil domain containing 107. Bases 247 to 1278 code for a protein of 343 amino acids. The record is from RefSeq and is a predicted model, not a curated record. Lineage: Eukaryota; Metazoa; Chordata; Actinopteri; Labriformes; Labridae. The transcript is spliced from 6 exons. Gene Ontology annotation, cellular component: intracellular membrane-bounded organelle; neuron projection; neuronal cell body. Gene Ontology annotation, biological process: protein localization to cell surface; synaptic transmission, cholinergic.
GAGUCGAAACAGCCCCAAAAACCACCGAAGAAGAAAUGUGACACCUUUAUUUUGAAAAGCUCCUCCCCGGAAGUCCUGUUCAUGUUAUGGCAGCGCUGCACAGCUGCUCCGAGUAGCAGAGACACAUUUCAGGUUUCUGUUGAAACGUUUUACACUUAGUAGAGUAACGUUUCCUCCCUGUGUCGCGUAGUUUCUGACUUAUCUUCAGUAUAUUUGUUUUCUGGGGCGUCUGGUAUUCUGGAGAAGAUGGUUCUGUCAACAUCACAUCAAGUCGCCCUGGCUUUCACGGCCGUGCUCUUCACGUUCGUGGUUCUGCCAAGGAUGUUUGGAGUCGGUGGCGGAUCCGGGACGAAGGAAACCAGAUUUGACCCUCGCUACACCCGAAAAGCAGGUCCAGGCGCGGUGAGAGGUCAGCCCAUCAACAUGAACGCCCCAGGUUCCCCUCAGACCCCUGAGAACAUGCAGCAGAUGAAGAAGCUGAUGGAGCAGGAGCUGAAGACCGACAAGUACAAAUCCAACAACAACAACAACAACAAAGGCUACGUGUUUACUCUGAUGCCUCUCUAUGCCAUCGGAGUUGGUGUGUUUGCAGCCUACAAGUUUUUGAAGAUAAAGUCUUCAGAUGAAAAGGUGCAAAAGGACAAAUUUACAAAAGGAGCCAAAAAGUCUGUGGAAGCAGAAAACCAGUUGAACGAGCUGGAACAAAGGUUAGCACAGACAGAGAGGAUGCUCAACUCCAUCCUCACACAGCUGGACCCGCUCACUAACUGUGUGAAGACAGUGGCUCAGGAUCAGAAGAACGAGAUCAUGACUCAGCUUCAGACCAUCCGCUACCUGAUGAAGAAGAGAGGAAUGGACUGUCCGCCCCUGAACAUCAACGAGGCAUCCUGCGGCCGUAAUCUGGAUGAGCUCAUCGAGUCACUUGGAGCAAGGGACAACUCAACAGAUGGGUCUUCUCCGGCGGACGAACAGACGUCUGCAGGAACAACAGAGGCUUCGGGAAAAGUCUACAAAAAGAGUUCAGAUGCAGAGGAUGAAGCUGUGAAAGAAGGGGAAGAAAUGAAGGAGCUCAUUCCAGAGGAUUCAAAAGGGGAAGGGGAGGAAGAUGGAAAAGAGGAAGAAGAGGGGGAUAUAGAAGUAGAGGAGGAGGAGGAAGAGGAAGAGGAAGUGUUGGAGGACUCUGAGCUGAUGCCUUCUCUAGAGAACUCGUAUGAGACAAACAUUGAGGAGGUGGGAGCAGAGCAGACGGGCCUCAGGAGACGCAACAGGCCUGAAUGAACUCACUGCAGGACUCCUGCUCUGUACAGAGACGUGACAGAUUAUUUUGAUUAUUUAUUAUCUGAAAGGCUUUCAUUCCAAAAAGCUGUCCACAUAUUCAUCCUAACAUUUAUUCUAUUUGGAUAACACAAUAACUUCACUAGAAAAGCUAACACCAAACACGUGGGGCUCUGUUUUCCUGUUGCUCUAAAAAUCUGCACCAUGUUUCGCUCGCGCAGGAUGCAUCCACAUUCAUCUACUUUAACUGCUCACACAUGUGCAGACGGUGCCGUGCAGAAGGGCUGCAGGCUUGGUGACACUUUUAAAAGCUGUGCUAAUUACAGUGAUGCAUGACAUACCAGGGGCUUGUACGACAAAGCAGGAUUUGGGUUUAGCGAGGCAACUUUAGGCUCCACAGCUGAGAUAGUGGUUCACUUCUUGUAAACAUACAUUGCCAUGCUAACUCACAGGUAGGGUGUUUUAAAGUCUACAGUUUAAAAUACAGAUUUUAUCUUUCUUUUAUUUUUUCUACUGUAAACAAACCAACGUCACAGCCACCAAACUUCUUGCGAUUUUGCUGUGGACUUGAGACCAAUCAGAAUCUUGCAAAUGUGGCUCCUUCCUAUCAUUCACUGUCCUAAAAGCUCGACCGCCACUGCCCUCUUUUGCCAACUUUGAAUAUCGCACUAGCAACAAAUCAUACUAAUUCUGCCUUUAUGGUAUGUUGAGGUCAGGUUCACCUGCUUAUUACCUUUACCCUCCCUUUGUCACAGUAGAUUUUACUGAUGACAAACCCACUGUUUUCCAGUAUGACAAAUUUUACUUUGGUGCAAAACAUGGAAGAAACACAUCCCUACUAUUGUUUCACCUGUGCAUUAAUGUCUUCAAAAAGUAAAUGUCUUCAAUGAAUGGAGUAUUUAUUCCAUUAUGAGAAGUUCCACACAACAUGAGCAUGGAAGACUUUAAUGACACAGCUUCUCUGUUUGUGUAGAGAAGACAUACUGCCGUUGUUGCAUUCUGACCCUUCACCAUCCUGUGCUGCUGCCCUUCCUUCCUGCUGAGAGUGAGAACAUUUUAAGAUGGAAAAGAUCCAUAGAAGUCUUACCUUAUGUUACCUAAAACAUACUCAUUUUUUUAUAUUUCUCAUAAAGGGAGUGCCAGUCAUGCUGCUGGAUGCGACAAGCCUGCAGAAUAUGAUAAUGUUUAUUGUAGAAGUAUGAAUGGCUGCAUGAUUACACAUCAGAACAUGACUAUGCAUGUAGGACUUUGUUUACUUUGCCUCCACAUUGUGGCUGCAUGAUGUUUAUUUACUCAAGAGGAAAAUGACAAUCAUCCGAUCAACUCGAAACGUUCAAACUCACAUUUAAGUUGACUUUUUGUUUCACUAUUCUGUUACUUUCCUGCAUGUUUUUAUGGUCAGUGGGUGUUAGUUUUGGUAUUGUAGAAAGAACCAGCUAUCACUUUGCCUUAUCAUUUAGUAACUUUAUUUAACAUUGCAAUUUCAAAUGCUUCAGAGAGACACUUUGAAGAGGCUCGUUUUCAGUUCGGUCACACACUUCAGCAGCCAUGAAACAAAAAGAACAAAAAAAAUUUGGCCUGAUUUAAAAAAAAAAUUGAAAGAUAUCUUGCUGUCAAUACCUGACAGUUUAUUUACAACUGAAAAUGUAGCUGCAGUAUCACAAGUUAUAUGAGUCAUUCAAUUAAGUGUGUGUGAUCAUUUUGACACGUUUGUUCAGCUGAGGUGAAUCAUUGAAUUUCAACUCUCAGUGUAAUGAAAUGUGGUAAAAACAAAAAAGGUAGAGUUUAAAUCUUUCUCUUCUUUUAUAUGAUUUGAGACACCCUUGUGGUAAAUCUUUUGUUGUGUCUUCAGAUGAAUAUGAUCAUGUUUGACUCCUAUGUGCUGCAAGACGUUUGAUUUACACUACCAGUCAAAAGUUUAGACACACUUUCUCAUGCAAUGGUUUUCAUUUCUUUUAAUUAUUUUCAACAUUAUAGAUUAAUGUAUAACAUAUUCUAGUUUGUUUAACACUUUUCUGAUAAUUAAAUAAUUCCAUAUGUGUUCUUUCAUAGUUUUGAUGUCUUCAGUAUUAAUCUACAGUGUUUCAAAUAAUUAAAAUAAAUACAAACCCUUGAAUGAGAAGGUGUUUCCAAACUUUUGACUGGUAGUAUAGUUUAAUUUUUUACUUUUUGUAUCAAUAUCCUUUAAUAUCUUUUGCAAAUAAAUUCACCUUGAAUUUAUUAUCACACCUUUAAAAAAACACAAAUGUUUGCCUUAAUGUAAUUUGUAAAUGUUUUUGUAUCAGUUCUUACCCUUUAUGUGCUGAUUGUUGUGUGUUUCACGUGGAGGCUGAGUUUGUAAGCUCAGCUCGCCUUAGUAGAAAAUAAAGAGAAGGAAGUGAUA